Messenger RNA from Chara braunii, 4193 nucleotides. NCBI's taxonomy places the organism in Eukaryota, Viridiplantae, Streptophyta, Charophyceae, Charales, Characeae. The record is from the annotation of a GenBank genome assembly.
GUGGCAAUCCAGCUUGUCGGCCCGGCACCAAUGGGCCAACGGCCCGGAUGGACCUACUGGUACUGGUAGGUUGAUAUACGAGUAGAUCCUGUCGCGGCCCUCUGCCGUCGCCCUCCUAAGGGGGUGUGUGUGUACGUGCGCUCGCGUGUUUGCCGUCGUGUGUGUGUGUGUGCAUGGGUGCGAGAGCGCGAGGGCGGGCGGGUGUGCUUGUCACACACACACACGCACACACACACACACACACACACAUACACACACACACACACACACACACACAGAGAGAGAGAGAGAGAGAGAGAGAGAGAGAGAGAGAGAGAGUCGAAGGAGCGGUGAACAGCUCGGCGCGAAAGAGGUCGAAGGGUGGGCAGGGCUUUUUCUUGUCGGUUUGGUCUUGCAGCCAAGUGGGGGUUUGUCUGGAGCUGAACCUGGACGUCAGGUGUAGCCAAGUGGGGGUUUGUCUGGACCUGAACCUGGACGUCAGGUGUAGCCAAGUGGGGGGGUUGUCUGGACUCUGAACCUGGACGUCAGGUGUUCUUCUCAGCACCAAGUGAGCAAUACCUCUGUGAUUAGCCCUCCCUUUUCUUCGGAGGACGUCCAAGUUGAGACGGAUCUGAACCUGGACGCCAGGUGUAGCCAAGUGCUUUCAAAACGACCCAAAAAUUGAAGAACAUCCAUCUUUUUUGGCAGCCGUGGGGCGGGAACUCUUCAACUCUUUCGCCAGCAGCAGCACUCGUAUUUGCAUGCCAUUCUCGGAUAUGCUUGAGUACUUCAGUGCUCAUUCUCCAAGCGAUCUGUGUCGACACACCAGUGGAGAGGGAGGGGGGGAGCGGAUAGCAGUUUGUCCCCUUAGGCGACAGGUAGAGAGAGUAAUCCCUCCUUUUGGGGCUUUGGACUGGCCACUGGCUAUGGUGAGGCUAUGCAUGUACGAUGGGUAGAAAUUUGUCCCCUUGUGUCACAAAACGCUGGCUUCAAAUUGUUAUACCCUCGUUUGUCUGUCGUUGCUCUUUGUCUUCCGUUUGAAUAGGAUUUCUACUGCGACUCACUCGCACACUUCUCUGUCUGUUGUUGGCCUUUGUGUUCCAUUUGAAUUGGAUAUCUACUGCUGUGACUCGUAUACUUGUCUUCUCUCUCUUUUUUUGUCGCUCGCUCGAUAGCGGCCGCAGCACAGCGAUGGAAAGGACUGUAGUUGCCGUCCCUGACCAGAAAACGGUAGUCCUUGUGAACACGUUUAUUGUGCGCUCGGUUGCGUUCAUAAAUCGUUUCGCAGCGAUCUGCGACGAGAGGCUAGAGCAGGUCAAUCGGAAGAUCCACCAGCUUGAUACCACGCUAUCGCUUCUGGAGGCAAAUCUGUCGAGUGUCGGCCGUGCUGCUGACGCUCACAGGUCAACCGAUCGGCUAAGUAGAGCUUCCGCGCUGAGCAAAACCUCCGCCGAUGCAGAUGACAGAUCGGCCGCUCGUCUCUCAGAUCAGCGGACCGACAAGAACAGUCCUGCCGAUUCGUCAUGCAGUGGGAGGCCGGCCACGGCUUCCUUGGAGAGGUCGUUCUCAAGCACCUCCUCCUUUGGCGAGAGUGCAAAGUCGUCAUCGCAUUCGCUGGCGCAAAAGCCGGGGGAGGGGUCGGUGCCUGCAAACGCACCCAGAGCCAUAGAUCAUCCCCCACUACAGCGCUUCUUCCGAAUGGCUCGCGUAGGCAAGUAUUGGUGUUUCCGUGUCGUUCAUGAAAUGAACUUAAGUGCAAAGUCGGCUGGUCGAGGAGGAGGGCUAAAGGUAUGGGCCAUGGCAUCGACGUCGCUGUCCGCAUCUGCCAAGCGCAUCCACAAGGAACUUGCGGAGAUAAGUUUGAACCCGCCGCUGAAUUGUUCGGCAGGAGCAAAAGGGGACAACAUUUACGAGUGGGUUGCAACGAUUAUUGGACCUGCAGACUCGCCAUAUGAAGGGGGCAUCUUCUUCCUGGACGUCAUUUUCCCUCCCGAUUAUCCGUUUACGCCACCCAGCGUAGCUUUCCGGACACGAAUCUACCACUGCAAUGUCAAUAGCAACAAUGGCAUGAUUUGUUUGGACGUUUUGAAAGACUGCUGGAGUCCCGCGCUGACAAUCUCCUCCGUUUUGCGCUGCAUCCAAUCUCUCCUCGUUGAGCCUAAUCCCGACGACGCCCUCGUGGGGUCGAUCGCACGGCUGUUUGUGACAGAUCACAAUGCUCACGACCGGGUGGCGGCAGAUUGGACACGGCGAUUUGCUGUCUGACCAUGCGCUCGUCCAAUUCGUUCUGCAUCCGAUCUCUCCUUCUUGUUGAGCCGCAACCUGACGAGGCGCCAGUUUCUAUCAAUCGCAUGCGCCAGUUUCUAUCAAUCGCAUGGAUGUUCUUGACAGCAUCGUGAUUCGCACGACCGUAGGGUGGUGGCGAUUUGAAAACGGCAGUUUGCACUAGGAACGCUUGUUCACUUUGCACGGCGCCUGAUCUCUUUUUGUCGAAAAGCCCAUUUGUGAUGCUGACAUGCUAGCUCGGUCAAUCGCACUGCCGCCCAUGACAGUGUCGUGAUGCUCAUGACCGUGUCGGCGGGGAGCUCGGACACCACGACAGCUUGGUUUGUGAACACUGGCACCUGCCUGCGUCGGGACAGGGGAAGAAGAAGUAGAAGACGGUCUCUUGCGUGAUCGACAUCGGCAAUCACUGCCAAUGUGAAUUCUACUGAGACUGUGAUCUCACACUCAGACUUUCCUGAACGCAUCCGACGGCAAUUACGGCCCGUCGUGGAUGUAUUUGACCACAUUUACAUCUGAAGAUUAUUCCGGAAAGUGCUACCGGUAGUGUGAACACACCCUAACUCUUCAUUUGUGAGGAGACAGUCUCUCUUCAAUGUGCAUCCGUUGCCGAGUUUUAUCUGUCUAAGAGCAUAGUAGAAUAACUGGGCCUUUGGCGGCCCGUUGCUGAGCCCACUCAUUCAAAGGAUUAUCCAUUCCGCGAUGUUGGCCAGUGAAGGCGACAUAACUUGAGGCUCGCCAAGGUGUCGUCCUCACAAUCAAUUGAGCAAGCUCACAGGUCGCCUUACUCACUGCAGCUGUGGCCUAUUCGGGAUGUGUCGACUAAUUUAUUUACAGCUCAGUCGGAAAAAGGUCUUAGAGGGGUCUUAGAGGGGUCAGGAGUCUUAGGACACCCUUUCUAAAUCUAGAGUUUGAGAACGACUGCUUGUUCGAACCACCACAGCCGUUUACGACUGCCUUGAUUAUGCGGGGCCCGGGCCCGGGCCCAUUUUUUUCUGUCAGUUCGUCAGCCCGUCGACCUAUCGACAGCCAGCCAUAGGUUUCUUUUCCUGUCAGCAGGCUUUGCCCAAAGUUGUUGUUCUGAAAUGACCAUUCCUCCCAUGCUCUUUAUGCGUCUGAAAUGAUUGCGUUCCCCGUUUGGACUGUUGGAACCUUGGAAUGGCCACGAUGAAUGGAAAUAUACUCCGGUGGCCGUUAAACUGACAUCGAAAAUCAUGUAGUAGAAAGUUAAAAACCACUGCAAUAAACAACUAAAAACCGCUCAAAAACCAACGAACGGAGGGAACUGGAAAACCCAGAACAACCAAUGAACCGCACUCCCCCAUUCUUCCCUUUUUUUUUUUUUUUUUUUUUUUGUUGUUGUAUGACCUCUGCUGUGGCCAGCAAAAGUUUCACCGGAGGAGAGAAUGUGAGGGGAGGGAACACCCGAAAGUUUGCUGCUGCUGCUGGUUGUUAAUGUUGGUGUUUUUUUUUUUUUUUUUUUUUUUUUUGAAAGGGAAUUUUUCUUGGCAUCAACAUUUGGUUUAUCAACAGGGUUCCUUUUUUUUUUCAUGGGGGUGUGGACAAGGCUCCUUUCGGUUCAUUGUGGUUACGUCAGUACAUGUUCCACAAAUCUGUACGGAUUGUGGCUAUGGGAGGAGUCCUGGAGGACUUGAGCUAAUGGACCGCAGGCGUCAGGUAUGCUGCCGACAACCACUCCCUUUCUCAGUCCUCGUGACUUGUAGAAAUGACUGAAAGAGAAGGCUUCUUGGGAUCAUCGAUUGCGUUAUCGACAAAGGUUGUUUUCGGUUCGUUAUGGCCGUUUUCUCUGUGUUUCACUACUUCAUGAGUGAUGCUUGUAGUUAUGGGAGGAACUAGAGACCAUUUGUGUGGGUGUAGAAAUGGCUGAAAGAGAAGGCUUCUUGGGAUCAUCGAUUGCGUUAUCGACAAAG